This is a messenger RNA of Cladocopium goreaui, 1827 nucleotides long. Lineage: Eukaryota; Dinophyceae; Suessiales; Symbiodiniaceae. The record is from the annotation of a GenBank genome assembly.
CCUUGGUUCAAGAUUUGGAACCUGUGUCUGUGAUCAUGGCGCCAAAACCGGUGAUAAAGACUGCCUUCACCGCCAAAAAGGACAAGGAGGAGAAGAAGUCUACCGGAGAUGGCACCACGCCACCGAAACCUGAAGAUCAAGCGAAGGAUGUACCUCCUGAGCCUGAGCAACAACAGGUUCCGAAGAGUGGCGGAAAGCAGGGGAAGGGAGCCCAAGACAAACCCAAGAAAACCCAGGGUGGGGCCAAACUGUUUCCCGAAGCGAAGGGAUUCGAAUUGAGCCUCAAAACAGACCCAGGGAAGAGGGUGAUUUUCUGCUCUCAGAUGCCAAUCGUUCCAUUCCUCUUGACCGUGAGCGACUUGACAGUCGACUUUGUGUUGGGAGCGAUGGCGAUGCAAAAACAAGAUGUAUCUCCCAUCCUCGACCUGAACGUGCAAUACCAGUUUGACAACUCUGUGCUGGCUGAGCUUUCUAUGUUAGCCAACAAUUUGGAGAUGUCAAAUUUGUCAGUGUUUCUGACGAAAUUGCAUGGAACAGUGAAGAUGAGUGAUGAGUCAUCCAUCUAUGCAGCUCAAAUUCCCUUCAGCCCAUUUCCGAACGACCCCGAUGCAGGGCAGCCUUUCACUCCUCAGCACUUUGUGGGACGCCUGAAUUUGAUGGCGAUUUUCAAUGCAGAGCAGUUGAGGUGGUGUAUUCACCCAAUCACCAUGAGUGCGCUUACUUUUGCGUACGCAAGUGGUAUGGAUUGGGACACGGCAAUGAACUUUGUCUUAGGCUGUACCUACGGGCUGGACGAUCAAGCUCUUCGAAUUAUGCUGAGUGGUUUCAGGAAAUCUUAUGAGGCCCAGAGAACCCCGGCCCAAGAUGAAGCCAUGGCUCGAACGGAGAUCGCCAAUGUCUUCAAAGCUGAGUCAUCUCGACAUGGAGUCAGAUUCCUCAAGUAUGAAGGCCUGAUGUUGUCAGCAGAUCCUUCGGUCUUGUUGACCAAGGGGAUGACAGCAGAAACAAUUGGUGGUGAAAACAAUCCAGGUGAUAAUCACAUCCGCGCACUGGAUGAACAGGCAUCAGACAUUAAGACCACAGCUUUGUUGGCUGGUACCAAUUUGGUUAUCGAAGACAAUGCUGGAGCGUGGAUUACGAACAAUGAUUUGUUCAUGUCGAACUACCUGAGCAAUCCGAUGUUCCUGAGGUUUUCGGGUGUAGUGCCCGGAUCCAUGACUCACGAUCGCAACAACUUUCUCAGGAUCCAAGGCAUUUCCAUUGCAAAGAAGGCCAAUCCAACAGCCUACGUUGAUCAGGUCUGCAAUUUUCAUGGGGUCGAAGUCCCCUUGUCACAUGUGGUCGAACUUGGCCAGCUCAUUUGCAUCCGUUGCCAAGGUUUCAUUGAUGAAAUCAGUCCCAUGUCUCAGCCUAGGUCCGUUACCGAAGUCGAAGCCCAGCCAGUCCCAGUCCAUGACAUGUCUGCCUGCCGUGUCGGUUUGUCUGUGUCCAAGCCUUUCGAAGUGUCUCCGACUGUCGAAUGGUCCGAGCCUGUCCAAGAAGUCUUUCAGGUCCAGAGUGCAGUGCCGUGUGGUCCAGGGAGUGCAAGUGUGACUGGUCAGAGUGACAACUCCAGCAUUUCAUUGCUGGCAGCUGCCCCGCUGCUAGCGUUACAUGCAGAUCAGUUCUUGAAGCUUCAGACACCUGUCGUGAGGACCUUAGAUCAUUUGCAGGUUCAACAUGUUUUACUGAAGAUCAGCCGUGCAGUGGUUCAAGAGGAUCGUGAUGCAGAAGAUGGAGUUCGGGAGGAGUUGUGCUGCUCCCCUCCUGUGCCUUCUGGAGCAUGGA